UGGUCAGCUGUAUCCAAACGUAAUCAAACAUGGCGGCUGUUGUUCCAGCUAUGGAAAUCGAAAGUACUUCACGAUUGAAACAACUCUUCCAAGAUGUAUCUUUAAAUUUUAAUCCGACAGAAUCAGAAACUGUUGUGCAGCUUUUGAAGAAGAACUAUGGAGGAAAAUUCAACUCGCUGGAUAAUCAAGACUUGUUGUCCGGUUUACAACUUCUUGAGAAGUAUGGAUAUGUCUCUGACCACAAACUCACGUUUAUCGAAAAGUUUGUCGCUCCAAAAUGCAGAAAAGAAGGAAGCAUUCAUGCAGCUGUUAAUAAAUAUAAAGCCUCCUAUCUGACUAAAGCUGAUCCGGAAAUGGACUUCGUCGGUAGGAAGGAUGAAAUUCAGAAAAUUAGCAAAAUGCUUACGGCAAAAACUUCAAUUAUAAAUUUGUUUGGGUCCGCCGGUGUUGGAAAGACAAGACUUGCGGAAGAAGUUUGUUCAAAAUGGCGGGGACAGCAUUUUGUCUUCGAUCUUAGAGAUGCAAAAGAUAUGAUUGCGAUUUAUCUCAGAAUUAUGAAUUCCCUGAAAAUGGCUGGUCGUGUUGGUUCUGUUGAUCUGAAUUAUGUUGUUACAAGAAUUCACGACGAGAUUCGACCGUUGACCUCUAAAGAUCGUCCUGUUCUGUUUUUGCUUGAUAAUUUAGAAGAGCAGUUAGUUUCAGGACAAGGAGGAUUAGAGGAGAGGAAAAAGCUGAAUAAUUUUUUAAAAUUACUCACGCGAUUGGAUGAAGGAAACAAACAGAAAACACUAAAACUUCUAUUAACAUCAAGGACUCAAUUGAAAGAUAACCAAGUAGUGAAAAACUAUGAGGUGAUGUCCUUUGACCAUUCGUUUUCAGAGAAACUCCUUUUUCACAAAGGAAGGUUUGAUGUUAAAGAGCAUCAAAAAGAAAAACUAAUCAGAAUCUCAAAUGGAGCUCCACUUAUUCUGAAAGGUCUUGCUGCUAUUUUCCAACAUGAACGAAAAACUGUGGAUGAUUUUCUUGGUAAUGUUCAUGUAGGGGAAGUUUCCACUUUGGAAAGGUCAAAAGUUAGAGACAAUGGCAUAGAAAAAACAAUUAGAUUUGAAGAAGAUGGAAUUGAUGAGAGGCAGUUGUAUACAAUCAGAGAAAUGUUUGACACCCUGCCAACAGACAUCUUAAAGGUGUCUGCAGUAUCAGUUUCUUUAUUUCAUGGCCCCUUUAAAGAAGCUGAUGCUGCUAAAGUCCUUGAUAUCAGCCAAUCAGAAGCAUUUUUACAGCUUGAGGGACUUGUAGCAAGUGGAAUUCUUUCUGAAGUUGAUGAAAAUGUAACUGCAGAGAAGAAGGACAACAGCGCACAGUAUGACAUUCACCCACUUUUGAAGAAGUAUGCCGACAGUCUUAAGGCUGAUAAAACCUUCCAAACCCCUUACACAGAGGCAAAGGCACGUUUUCAUGAACUCUUCAUGUCCAGGAUAGAGAAAAUUGCUAAACUCAUAGAUCUAGACUAUGUCAGAGCAUUUACCUUAUUUGAGAAAAACAGAGGAAAUUAUGAGUUUGCAAUUGACAUCUCCCUACAGCCAGAAUUUUUCAGAUUACCAGGCGAAUUCCGUGAGAAUGCUUUGAUUGCGUCACUUUUCUGUGCAAUGGUGACUGAAUGCAAGCUCCUAAACCUGUUUCAUUCUUGGGCUGAGAUGUGUGAAGAUGAUGGAAAAACUGGUUCUCUUGGGCGGGCACAGCUAAAGUGCUGGGAAGCAAAGCAAGUUUUAGAUGUCCAUGGAACAAAAAAGGCAUUUGAAGUAUUGAGGGAAGCUUCCCGUUCGAUAGAGAAAGUUAAAGACGAAUCCACUGAAUCAUUCAAGCUCACCAAAGGAUUUUAUUUGCAGUCUGAAGGAGAAAUCCUUUGGAGAAAUGGGGACCACGAGAAAGCACUUGCAAGCCUGCAGUUGUCCUUAACAUUCUCUGAGAAGCUUUUAAUCGAGCAUACAGAUCUGGCACGGUGUUAUAAUGCUAUUGGAAACUGCCAGUACAGUCUUAACAAGCUGGAGGAAGCACUUGAGUUCUACCUUAAAGCUUACAAGAUGCAAGAGAAACUGGCUGGCUCUGAACAUCACUUUGACAUGCCAAUGUAUAAGAAUCAAAUUGGCACAGUGUAUGAAGGUCAAGGAGAUUAUGAAACGGCAAUUGAGUAUUACAAUGCUGCGCUGAAACUCCUGCACGAACUAAAACUUUCAGGAUCAUGGGACGAGGCACACUUUUGUAGAAAUCUUGCUAAUGCCCUCAUGAAACAAAAGAAGCACUCAGAAGCAGUUGAACCUGCAAAUAAGGCCUACGACAUAAGGAUGAAGAUUGUCGGGAAUCACCCACUGACUGUGCGUAGUAUAUUCCAGCGUGCAGUAAUUCAGGUAAACUUAAGUAAGUACAAAAAAGCCUUGAAGCUUUUCCUUGAAGCAUGGGAGAUGGAGAAGACACUUGAGCCAGGAAACCACAGCGAAGUGUGGCGAAAGCUUAUCAAUGGUGUUACGGAUAUGUGUGAUUUACUGAAAGAAAGAAAACAAAAAGAGAGAUUUAUAAAAGAAGCUUUCGAGUUUUGUCAAGGUUUCUGGGAAGGACAGAGACGUUCUCAACCGUUUGGUUUCAAUGAUUACAACCGAGAAAUCAUCGAUACUAUUUUGGAACUUGCUGGUGACAAGAAGUCUGUAAACAAGUACAAAGCAGAAAAGGAAUGGUUCUAUGAGAGGUAUACCGCCGCAAAGGAAGACUUUCGAGGUAAGUCUAACCAGUCCCAGAGUGUUCCAUGCCACUCAGCCUCUGAGGGGGACGAAAGGUCUGAAACGAAAUAUGGAGAUGAGGAUGAUACUGAAGAAGAGGUGGAGAUCGAAGUUGACUCAACAGAUGAAGAUGAUACAAUGCUGGACACCAUCCCUGCGAACAAGAGAAAGACUCAAAUAGGAAGAGGUGAAAUAACAAACAAGGGAGAUACAUGGGAUCUUCCAGAAGCUGGUGCGUCUAUCACCUUCUUCCCAGGUUUUGUAAAAGAACCUUUGUUGAUCACUUGUUCGUUGUGGAGUCUUCGAGCCCUGUCCCCUCCCAAUGGAAGUAACGAGGUCUUGGUAAGCAAUGUGAUUGAACUAUCACAUGAUGGUCCACCAGAUCUAGAGUUCAUGGAGGAUGCUCCAGGAAGCAUCUCCGUGGCUUUGUUGCACAGUGCCUCUAACUUCAAGGGAUAUGAAGUGGUCAUUAAGCAGUUGGUUGAUUUAGAAAACAAUGAAUGGAUGGAUUUGGAGACAAGGAAUGGUUGGCAUCCAUCAGAACGCGUUCCUGACUGGAUGUGCCAGUUUGCCGAAGCUACUCUCAAAAAAACAUGCUUUUCCUCUUUCGCGGCAAUCUGGCGCCUCAAAUCUCUUGUCUUCUUCAAGCCAACUUCUGUGAUCCCUAAAUUCACCUGUACAUUUCCAGACUACCCAAAUGUUAACGUGGUUCUUCCUUGGAGUUCUGUUUCUGCUGAUAAAGACUUUCGUUUGACUUUAAAGGCACAGGAACCACCAAAAAUUAACCAGCAUAGGGAGGAAUUGUUGGUUGGUCCGAUUCUUCACAUUUCCUGCUCUCAUGAUGAGGAGCUCUUGGAACCAGCAGAAAUCAACGUCCCACUGGCGCUCUUUGAGGGUAAAAAAGAACUUGUAAACGCGCAUUCAGGUCUGUGGAGAGUCUUACAUUUCAAAUCAACACAGGAGACCGUACAGUGGACUGAUAUCACAGAUCAAUUGGAUAUUCCAGUUUUCCUUACAGACGGAAUAGUAAAAUUCCAGGUCAAAACUUUCUGUCGAUUUUGGCUGGUAUUCUUCCGGCAGUUCACUGGCGAUGUUAUCGGCACGGCAUCUCAGUUGACGACUCUGGCCAGUAGAUUGUGCGAAGGAAUGGCGAAGCAAAGAGCAGAUUUUUUAGCCUUCUUGCACGUGCGCAUUGCUGAUACAGUACCAACGAGUUACAUUUUGAAAGUGGUUUGCUUCCCUACUCAUUUGAGAUAUGAUGCGUAUCAAAUUAUAAAAUUAUCCAACAUCACAGUGAUUUUUCAAGGAGGAGGGACCUCAGACGAACCACUCUAUAACGGUGAGAGGACAAAAGUGUCUCUUUCAGACGGAUUUAAGUUACAAGGAGCAGGACAAGACACAUUUUUAACGUUUGGACGUCAAGGACCAGUCCACAAAGAUAUCUGUGUUACAAUUCAAGACAAGACGAAACUGAUCGUGGACUUUCAAAAAUGUCCGGCUAGUGUGGAUAACGAGGAUUCCCUAGUACUAUGUUCAAUACCGCUAUCCGAAGACAUAGAACAGGUUCGUCCUCGGUUAAAUGCACCUAGUACGUCACAAGUGGCAUCCCAGAAACUUCGUCUUCCUCAUACUUCACAGAGGUUGAAGGUUACUCUUCUAGCUGACGAGUGGACAUCACUUGCCGGUGGUUUGUCAACGUUCAACAGGGAACUUGCCAUCAACUUAGCAAAGCAAUCCUCAUUGGAAGUCACCUUGUUUGUCCCCAAGAAUGCUUGCCACCCUAAACAUAAGGAAGAGGCUAAAAGACAUAACGUAACUAUUCUUGAAGCAAAGUAGCUCAUUGCCUAUGAUCAUCGUGAUGGGUUAAACUUUCCGUCGCCUGACCUUAACGCGGAUGUCGUGAUUGGUCAUGGGCAGAAACUUGGGCGUCAAGGACAAAUAUUUCAAGCUUCUCCCAGCAAUUGUAAAUGGAUUCAAGUGGUACAUACUUAUCCUGAAGAACUUGGUACCCUCAAAGACUCUGACCAACCUAUUUAUGAAGGAAGGAAGAAACAGCGCAUUGAACUUGACCUCUGUAAAAUUGCGGAUCUUGUCGUAACAGUGGGAUCCAAACUGCGAAAUGCUUACUCUUCUAGCCUCCUGGAUCAAAAUAUCUUUACUCUCACUCCAGGACUUUUCAAAGAAUUUGAAAGUUUGCAACCUGCUUCCUAUAGAAAUUCCGAGUUCAAAGUGUUGUUGUGUGGUCGCGCUGAUCCGGAGGACUUUGAACUAAAAGGUUAUGAUAUUGCUGUCGAAGCAUUUGCAAGUAAAGAGCUGAAAUUUCCACCUUUCCGUCUUGUAUUUGUUGGUACUCAUGAUGGAAAACAAGACGAAAUGAGAGGAAAGCUCCUUAAAUACGGUAUCGAUAAAAAGCAGUUGUUCGUCAGGGAAUUUGUAGAAAGCAGGGAAAAAAUGAAGGAACUGCUGGGUGAGGUUCAUCUAGCCCUCAUGCCAUCGCAGGCUGAGGGUUUCGGUCUCAUUGCUCUUGAAGCUCUCUCUGGUGGUCUUCCAGUUCUAGUGGGCAGAAAUUCAGGGUUUGCUGAAGCCAUAAAAGACCUAGAAUUUGGCAAAUCAUGUAUUGUCGAAUCAGAAAAUCCAAAGCAAUGGGCAGAGGGAAUCAAGGCGACUGAAUCUGAACACGAACAGCGCCUCGAAGAGAUCCUUGAGCUACGUGAAUCCUAUGGGAAGCAAUACAGCUGGGAUACGCAAUGUGAAGAUCUUGUGAAAAAGAUGAAAAACAUGGUUUAUAAUGUAGAGUAACUGAUAAGGCUGGUCUUUCUUCGUAGUUUUUAAUUCUUUCUUACAUUCCGUAUUCCAUACGUCACACUUUUUCAAACCGAUUUCAAUACAGUUGAAGAGUCCUUGAAGAUGGUUAGUUUUUACUGUAAUAUUCAUUGAGGCCUAAAGCAAAUCAUGUUUCUAAUAACGAAGAAAAUCAUGUUUCUAAUAACGAAGAAAAUAGUACUUUUAGACCGUAGUAAUAUUGCAAAUGGCGCAGCGAGGUACGCACAAAAACUCCCGAAUACCAAUAUUCAUCAGCAUGGGUAGAGCAAGCGAGGUUAUUGAGUAGUUUAUUAAAUGGCACUCUGCAAAAUUUUUUUUAUUUGGUUACCGGCGGUCGUUUCUCCAACGUGUCAGUUCACCAACGUCAGUUCGCCAACGCACGAGGUCGUUUCGUCAACGACUAAUGUCAGUUCGCCAACGCUUAUACGUCAGUUCGCCAACGCUUAUAUGUCAGUUCGCCAACGCUUGUAUGUCAGUUCGCCAACAUCCAAAAUAAUCGUAAUUACAAAUGACCAAUGGAAUAAAAUUUUACUUUUGAUGUAUUCAUGAGUGUUCGUAAGUUAAGAUCGUUUGAAAUUGUUCGUUUCACUCUCCCCAAUUUCUCAUUUCGUCGUCGGCUGAUCGUGUUUGAGAAAGACUCGACGGCCGAUCGUAAAACCUUUUAUAAAGUCGAUCGAUCGACGGCCGAUCGUGUUUGAAAAAAGUUUGGAAACAAUCCACGGCUUCUACCCCGUAGACUAUGAACCUUCUGUCAAUCCAGGCGAGGAAAUUUUGAAUUGGCCGGCUUCUCGAACAAAAAUACAAGGCUUAUUACCGUUUCCGUGGAAACCAAGAGAUUAUAACCGUCCGGAUGGCAAAA
Stylophora pistillata is the source of this 6453-nucleotide messenger RNA. RefSeq lists its product as uncharacterized. Lineage: Eukaryota; Metazoa; Cnidaria; Anthozoa; Scleractinia; Pocilloporidae. Gene Ontology annotation, molecular function: protein binding. The record is from RefSeq and is a predicted model, not a curated record.